AUGGCAAACUCCUAUUCGGCAGCAGGCAGCGAGGGUAGCAUCUCCACCUCAGUGGCGUCCCUGCCUCCGCUGGCUUCGAGCAGCUCGGCCCCUAGCUCCCCCGGCUCCAAGCGCUCCGUCAGCACAUUAAAGAAAUGGCUCACAAACCCCGUUCGCAAGCUCAGUGCUGGGGCCACAGCCAAAGGAGAGCGUCAGAUUCGCAAACUGGAGGGAAAGCCUCCACCUCUUCCAUCCCACAGUCAAAGCCAGGAUCUGGGCAGCUCCUUGAGGUCUGACGAGCCUCUCACAAUUCUGCCUGUCACACAUACAGAACUGGAGUGGAAAGAUGGCCUGGCUAGCCCUGAGGAUCUGUCGCCGGCGACACUCCAGUCCCCUGGUUACAUAACCGACUCGCUGAUUGGCUGCAAAUCGCUGCCUCACACGCAGGACACUCUGGACACUCAGUCUACCUCUGUUGUACCAGAGGACAGCGGCUCCAUCCUGAUGGAUGACACUUCAAGUCAAUGGUCUUCAGUGGCUGACACAGAGGAGGAAAGGAAGAGUGCACUGGAGAAAAGUUUGUAUGUACUGAAGGAGCUUAUUGACACGGAGAAGCAUUAUGUAGCAGACCUGGGCCUCAUAGUGGAGGGCUACAUGGCCACUAUGAACUCCAAAGGUAUACCGGAGGACAUGAAGGGAAAAGACAAGAUUGUUUUUGGAAACAUUCACCAAAUAUUUGACUGGCAUAAAGACUACUUCCUGGGAGAGCUGGAGAAGUGUGUGGUAGAGCCAGAGCGACUGGGUCAGCUCUUCAUUAAACAUGAGAGGCGUCUGCAUAUGUACGUUGUGUACUGUCAGAACAAACCCAAGUCAGAGCACAUUGUCUCAGAGUACAUUGAAAGCUACUUUGAGGAGUUGCGUCAGCAGCUGGGUCACAGGCUGCAGCUCAAUGACCUACUCAUCAAACCCGUCCAGAGGAUCAUGAAGUACCAGCUGCUGCUCAAGGACUUCCUGAAGUAUUACACUAAAGCUGGGAUGGACACCGAGGAGUUGGAGAAAGCAGUAGAAGUAAUGUGCUUUGUGCCAAAACGUUGCAACGACAUGAUGAAUGUUGGCCGACUCCAAGGCUUCGAGGGGAAGAUCACAGCCCAGGGGAAGCUGCUCCAGCAAGACACCUUCACUGUUACUGAGCAGGACAGCAGCUUCCUAUCCCGAGCCAAGGAAAGAAGGGUCUUCCUGUUUGAGCAGCUGGUCAUCUUCAGUGAGCCAAUUGACAGGAAAAAGGGCUUCUCACUCCCAGGGUACAUCUUUAAGAGUAGCAUUAAGGUAAGCUGCCUGGGGGUGGAGCCCGCUGUGGAAGGUGAUGACGCACGCUUUGUGUUGACAUCGCGCAAUCCUGAUGGAAGUGUGGUACGCUUCCAGUUGCUGGCCUCCUCCGCAGAGACGUGCAGAGCCUGGGUUGACGAUGUUGUUCAGAUCUUGGAGACGCAACGCAACUUCCUCAAUGCCUUACAGUCCCCUAUUGAGUACCAACGGCGAGAAAGCAAGUCCAAUAGUUUGGGUCGCUGCAUGAGACCACCUGUGUCAACCACCAGUGCCCUGAGGCCCCACUCAUCAGCUUCCAUCGACCGCCACAAGUUACCCUCUCUCCAUUCCCAUAACACCUCUCUGCCUGCCCUUCAUCUGCCAAGUCAAGGCCCAGCUCGAGGACCCAGUGAGACCUACUUACUAAAUGACCCCGUUGUGGUCCAACCAUGCCCUCCUGACUCUAUUUCUCCAUCGCACAUUCAAUUGAACCUGUCCAAUUCUCCCAGCUAUCCUACGGUUACAAACGGGCUAUAUACACCAGCCGCACAAACUACACAGCAAAGAGCGGGCGAUGGCUGCCGCAGGGGUCAAGACUGUGGAAGCCAGGCUCCAUUUUCGGGUCCCCUGGCCGGACGACGCCCGAGCAACUUGGGUCAGCUUGCAGAAGAUGAAUUAUGA
Messenger RNA from Nerophis lumbriciformis (worm pipefish), 1965 nucleotides. The record is from RefSeq and is a predicted model, not a curated record. NCBI's taxonomy places the organism in Eukaryota, Metazoa, Chordata, Actinopteri, Syngnathiformes, Syngnathidae.